Molecule: messenger RNA, 570 nt
Organism: Eremothecium gossypii ATCC 10895
Lineage: Eukaryota; Fungi; Ascomycota; Saccharomycetes; Saccharomycetales; Saccharomycetaceae
Product: 60S ribosomal protein eL19
Exons: 2
Coding region: 1-570 (189 amino acids)
Biological process (GO): translation
Cellular component (GO): cytosolic large ribosomal subunit; ribosome
Molecular function (GO): RNA binding; structural constituent of ribosome
Source: RefSeq, marked provisional
AUGGCUAACUUGAGAACCCAGAAGAGACUAGCUGCCUCUGUUGUUGGCGUCGGCAAGAGAAAGAUCUGGAUGGAUCCUUCUGAGACCGCCGAGAUUGCCCAGGCCAACUCCAGAAACGCCAUCAGAAAGUUGGUCAAGAACGGCACCAUUGUCAAGAAGCCAACCAGAGUUCACUCUAGAUCCAGAACCAGAGCCAUGGCUGAGUCCAAGAGAAACGGCCGUCACACCGGUUACGGUAAGAGAAAGGGUACCAAGGAGGCUAGACUGCCAUCCCAGGUCGUCUGGAUCAGAAGAUUGCGUGUCUUGAGAAGAUUGUUGGCUAAGUACAGAGACGCCGGCAAGAUCGACAGACACUUGUACCACUCUUUGUACAAGGCUGCCAAGGGUAACACCUUCAAGCACAAGAGAUCCUUGGUCGAACACAUUAUCCAGGCCAAGGCUGAUGCUCAGCGUGAGAAGGCCUUGAAGGAGGAGGCUGAGGCCAGAAGAUUGAAGAACAGAGCUGCCAGAGAGAGAAGAGCUCAAAGAAUCGCUGAAAAGAGAGAGGCUUUGCUAAAGGAAGAUGCCUAA